Marasmius oreades (fairy-ring Marasmius) is the source of this 2373-nucleotide messenger RNA. RefSeq lists its product as uncharacterized. The transcript has 3 exons. The record is from RefSeq and is a predicted model, not a curated record. Bases 1 to 2373 code for a protein of 790 amino acids. NCBI's taxonomy places the organism in Eukaryota, Fungi, Basidiomycota, Agaricomycetes, Agaricales, Marasmiaceae. Gene Ontology annotation, molecular function: zinc ion binding.
AUGCCGUUUACGGCGUGCCUUGCUCACUUGGAGCUCACAUACAUACCGAAGACGCGUCAAAUUGUUCGUAUCCGUGGGUUUCUCACUCAUAACGAAGGGUGCAGGACUUCAAAACAUACCCAGGCACCACAAGAUCCUCUCCAUCCAAGCGUCUACUCAGUUGCCCUUGAGCAGUUAAGCAAAGGUCUUCCGUUUGCACAAAUCCGGAAACAUAACCAGGGGCUCGUGAAGUCUCGUCAAUACCCGGGAAUGGAUGGCCACCCACAUACUUGGCGGUUUCGGUAUCUUUUGCUCAAGGGGGACUCUCGGUCCUUAUACCGUCAAUUUAGCCGUGUCCAUUUUGGGAUUGACGUUGAGAAGAAAUUGCACCUGAACAUUCACGGUUGGAUGGACGAAGAAUCAGGGGUGUAUAACCAACAGUUUGCUGAGGCAGUGUUUCACUACUGUGCUCGUUCGGCUGCAAACGAGAGGGUAGAGGUGUGCAUUGCCACAAGGGAUAUGCUGGAGUCGACAUGGAAGUAUGCACACUGGAGGCAAAUCCUCAUGGAUGGCACAUUUGGUGUCUGUAGCCGGAAGAUUUUAUUGUUUGUUUUGAUGGGACUUGAUGAGGAGAGAAAGGGCACACCUUUGGCAUUUCUAUUCUUCUCUCCUCCACCUAACGCAAAGCGAGAGUGUGCUGGCUAUGACUCAGAGAUCCUAGCAAAGCUACUGGGGCAGUGGAGAAGGGCUGUGGAGAAAUAUCGAAAAGGGCAACCAUUUGUACCCCAGGUCGCCAUCACCGACACAGAUCUCCGAGAGAGAAUAGCACUUGUCCGAGUUUUCCCCGAUAUCAUUCUCCUAAUCUGCCGAGUUCACCUUCGCCGGUCUUGGAGAAAUAACCGCAACUCCAAAUUUGCAUGGGGACCCCGAGGAAGUGACGCAUUCAGGAGAAUGUGCACCUUGGAGAACGGGAUUAUUGAGGCAUCGUCGUAUGCUGAAGCUUUGGCCUUAGUUGAAAAUGAGGUUGAGGUUAUUCAGGCUGAUCUCCCCAGUGAUGACCCUUCACGCACGGCCGCUCUGGCACACAUCAAAUAUUUACGGGAAUAUUGGAUGUCAAACGGUAACCACGACGAUUUUUGGAAGAGCUGGGCAAAUCUGGGACGGGCAAUGGCGGCGGAAACUCUUCAGUCUCCGGUGGAAGAUGUUCUUGGAACAACAAACCAUUUGGAGUCAUUCAACAAUGUCUUCAAGAAUGGGCAACUGGCAAAAAUUCAGCGUGGUGGAAGAAGGCUCCGAUUUGAUGUACUACUAAAGUUCAUCAUUCAGGAUAUGAUACCGGCUAUAUACGAAGAACGUACACUUCUGACGGAGGAGCGGGACCGCCGGAAGGCUCACCUCCUCACUCUUUCCAAUGGUGAACAGCUCUGGAACAGUCUUCAAGAACGCUCCCUACCCCACCAUUCCCCUUUCCCAGUCGCAUUCCUUACUCCAGACAAAUCUCGUGAAGCUGCUGCUGCUGACUUGUUAUCCCAUCAACAAAUUGGUAUGCCAACUGCCAUGCCUGAUAUGCUCGGGCUGCAGUUAACGUGUAUCUCGUCUUUGGCAGCCGAACAUGAUAGCCAUCCAUUGCAGUAUCAAGUUGAAUUAUGUUACUCUGGCUUGGCGUCAUGUACAUGUCCUGACUUUUCUCGGCGUGGGGGCGCGUGCAAACACUUACGCGCAGCCCUGAUUUAUGUGAAUCAGCUGAGAGUUGAACGGAACAUUCCCAUCCCUCCUUUUCCCGUACCCACAACAGAGAAAGAGGCCCAUAUUUUGCAUGCUCAGCCUCCCCCAGUACAUCUCCCACGCCUGCGACCAAUGCUCGGCGCUGCUGAACGGUUGAAUGACUUGGUGAACGACUCCGUAGGCCUAAUCGAGGAAGACUCGGACCUCUCAGAUUCGGAUGGAGAUAAUCUGACGAGUUUGGCUGAGAGAGGCUAUUUAGAUGAAGCUGUCAGUGAGGUGGCCCCUUCGAGUCCUAGCGUUGAUAUGCCGACACUGCCUACGUCCACCCAACGAAGCGUAAAACAGCACACCCGCGCCCGUCUACUGCAUCAUAUCCAAGUCGCCCGGCCAAACAUAACAUCAAUCCGGACAUUUCUCACUGAGGUUGAAUUUCAACCAGACGACAUUUCGCUAGCUGGCACUUUUCGUCACGAGCUUCAAGACCUGCUUGCGUUACUGGACAAAAAAAUAUGCUCACCCGGUGCAGGAGGAACAGACAACGACCCGUCUACUGGGCCGCCGACAACUCCUACACGCUUGGGGGUGAGACGGAAGUCGGAACAUUUAGAUAUCAUGUCACCAUCUCCCACAAAAGCUGCCAGACGACAGGACUCGUAUUCUAUUCAUUAG